Molecule: messenger RNA, 1417 nt
Organism: Centruroides sculpturatus (bark scorpion)
Lineage: Eukaryota; Metazoa; Arthropoda; Arachnida; Scorpiones; Buthidae
Exons: 4
Coding region: 140-832 (230 amino acids)
Source: RefSeq, a predicted model, not a curated record
ACCGGUAGAUAGAGGAAGAGCAGAUUAGAGGAAGAAGUCAGCUGUAUCUUCAGUAGUGUUUAGACGACAGGAACGUUUAGUUCAAUACUUAUUUCGCAAAUAGAAGCCACUUAUACAUUUAUGGUGUUUCAGUUACAUCAUGAAUGAGCCACCACCUAAAAAGCUAAAGCUAAGUGAAGCUCCCUGCUCUUCUUAUUUAGUAACAGUCCAAACAGAAACAGCAGUUGUAGCUACCAAAACACAGGAUCAUCAAAAUGCUCCAGUGGGCACGAGUCUUUCUGAGAAAACACCAAAUAAUCCAUGUUCCCAGUGUUUCAUGAAGAAAAUAAAUGAAGAAAGCUUUGUUGACAAAACAUUACUGGCAUGGGAGUUUUACCAUGAUGCUGAUGAUCGAAUGUUAAUUACUGCUCCACCCAGAUUCUGCAAGUCAACCAACAUUAAUAUGCUGAAGGAAUUUUUUGAAAUAAAACAUGACGCCAAUGGACGGCAGAUCAAGAAUGUAACAGAAGAAAAUGGAAACUAUGUGCCUCUGGAGGGGAACGUGUCAAAAAGUUGGAUGGCUUUUAAGAAAAUGAAUAUUUACAAGUGCCGUUGUGAGCCAAAGUGCACGACUGGCUUAUGUCCAUAUAGAAAAUGGUUCUAUGAACAAUUUGGUCAACAUCCUGUAAUUUCUGUCGACUUUAAAGGCUUACCGGGGACAUGCUUGGAGAGAGUCUUGAUUAGAUUGAACAGUAUUAUCCAUGAGGAAUUUAAAAAACAUUUGUAUCUGAUUACAAAAGCACCAAAAAAUGAUAAAAGAAAGAUUUGGGUCUGGUCUAAGAAAGAAUUAUGAGAAACUACAAUAUACAGAAAUUCUUGACCUAUUUUGAUGACCACAUAUGGAAAAGUAGUUGGAAUGCAAUGAAAAAUAUUGAGGAAGAGAAGAAUUUUGUAAUGGAAGGUUUUCUGUUUCUACCCAAACUUUUAUCAACCCAUUUUGAAACUCAAGAAACUGGUAAAGGAGUGUUUUUGUUCAUUGAUGAAUAUGACACGCCUGUUACCAAAGCGAUAUUUUAUGAUACGCCUGAAUCAGAUCUUAAAAAUAUUUGUCUUUUUUAGAGACUUUACGGGUAAAAUAUGUAAAGGUAGAAAGAGUGAAAGCACUUUCGAACGAACACUGAUUUGUGCUGCAAUGCCAAUUGGAGCACUGGUAUCAUUGGGUGCAAAUAAUGUAGAACAUAAAUCAUUUUUGAGCAAAAGUCACAACUAUUACAAAUUCUUUGGAUUUGUACAAGAAGUGUCAAAUUUGCUUAUGAUGCAUAAGUUCAAGACUAAAAAGUUUGAUGAUGCUAUGAAAGAAGUUGAAAUCUGGUAUAAUGGAUACCAUGUACUUGAUGGUGAUCUACGUAUAAAUAUCUACUGCCCCUUUCCAUCAUCA